GGACUGCCCACAAACUAUGAUAAGGGUCCUCUUGACAUGAAUUGCCCAAGGCUCCUCUCCUCAUAAAAUUUUUAGGGCAAGACGUUCAGCGCUAGCACGAGACCAGUCUUCAGUUCUCUUUAUGCUUAGUCCCCCUGACCUCUGGACGAGGACGACAUGAUGCAUCCAUGAGGUGAACGCCUCUAAGCCAGAGAAAGUUUGCCAUAAUAUAUUCCAGUUUAAGACACAGACGCCUAGGUAGCUUGAAAGUCGUGUACCAAUAACAUACUUGAUGAGGCAAAGGAGGCCUGCGUAAAGGAGAGUUUUCAGAAAUGAUAUUAAGCAUAACAUACUUGAUGAUGCAAGGGAGGCCUGCGUAAAGGAGAGUUUUCGUUUUCCAUAAUGCAUAAUGCUAGCUUCUUUCAACUUUCAUCACUAACUGCUUGGACCAAUGAGCUUGAAGAUAGCUGGUGAACAGUGGGAGCCCCAAAUAGAUGAGAGGCAGGGAGCCAGUUGGCCAACUCAUAUUAUCAAUAAGGCUGGACGAACCUUGUCUCCUACCCAACAAGAUAGCGUGGAACUUGCUACAGUUUAUGCACAUGUUAGAGCACCACUUGAGCUCAGCCAAGGCGCCUUGAACUUCUCUAAUCCAAGUUUGAUUAACUGCACAGAAAACAAUAAAGUCGUCAGCAAAGGAAAGCAGGUUGGGGCAUUUAGCCAAAGAGAUAAGGGUGAAGGAGGGUCGCCUUGUCUCAAGUCCCUGCAUGUUGGAUUACUCUCAAGACAUCUCAUCUAUGGGGACCCGAAAUGAUGUCUAAGAGACGCAAGUGAGAAUUCGGUCCAUCCAGGUGCUGCAAUACCCCAUGCCCCUCUAUCGUAGGCUUUGAAAAGAUCAUUUUCAAAUCACAAAUAAUUUUGGUUAAGACCGGAAAGAGAGUGAACACUCUCAUAAGCAAGAAUUAUAUUAUCUUAAAUAAAUCUUCCUGAGAGAAAUGCGGACUGGUCGCUACUAAUUGACAGCCAUAUGGUCAGAGAUGGAAAAGCUUAUCUGCCCUUGUAUUUCAGAUUUGAGUUCCUUUCAUACUCGAUCUAAUAUGCCAUUAUCUGGAUCCACCACCAUGACUUCCGAGUGACGCUUCCCACAUCUCACUCACGCUUCCCCUGCCUUUUCCGCUUUCUUCUGCUUCCACCAGCGCCCAUAAAGUGGUCGACGAAAUGACUCGACGAAAAUGCUUCCGCAAGCAAUCCUCCAAUCAGCCAUGGAUCUUUAAAAGUAAACUUUACAGCUGAAAUGGUGUGCCUAUCUCUGCAUACCAUGAUCGGGCGGCUGAGUCGCUCUACUAAUGCGGUCAAAGCUUCACCGUCGGCCCACAUGUUGGUUUCUUCUGCUUAUUCAUCUUCUGUGGAAAACGAAUGGGAAAGGAUUCUCAAACCAUUCGAUCUGGAAGAGCUUCGGCGGUCGAUGAGGAACAAGAUAACCCCGCAUCAGCUUUGCGAAUUGAUCGAGGUCCCGCUUGGAAUCUCAAAGACCGUGUGCAUUUUUAGCUGGAUAUCAUCCCAAAAAAGCUUCUCGCACACGGUAGAGGUAUAUCGUGCGUUGAUCAAUAAGCUUGGUGAGAACAGGGAGUUUAGAAAGAUAGACGAGGUGUUGAGUAGAAUGAAGGAGUUGGGUGUUGUUUGUGACGAGGCUUUGUUUCUUGUGAUCAUGAGAUGGUAUCGUGAUGCUGGACUGCCGGGUAAUGCCGUCAGGAUUCUUAGGGAGAUGGAGGAGAGGUUUUGGUGCAAACCCACUUUCCGAUCAUAUAAUUUUGUAUUGGACUUGUUGGUGUCUCAAAAUUGCCACGAAAUGGCUCCUCCCAUCUUCUUCGAGAUGUUGAAUCGUGGUGUUUAUCCAACGGUUUCAUCAUUUCUCAUUGCGAUGAAGGCGCUUUGUUUGAUGAAUCAACUGGACUCAGCCUGCUCGUUGCUUCCGGAAAUGACGAAGCACGCGUGUGUACCGGAUACAUCGAUCUAUCAGACUCUGAUACACGCCUUGUGUAAGCAUAGAAGAGUUGCCGACGCAUUGAAGCUUCUAGAAGACAUGUUUCUGAUGGGUUGUUCCGCAGACGUCAAAACAUUCAAUGCAAUUCUUCAUGGGUUAUGCACACUCGACCGGAUAUACGAGGCUGCAAAACUAAUUGAUAGGAUGCUGAUGCGGGGGUGCACGCCAAAUGAGAGAACUUACGGAAUUCUAAUGCACGGUCUUUGUAGAAAUGGCAGAAUUGAUGAAGCCAGGAAACUGUUAGAUGAAAUAACAAAUCCCAACGUAGUCUUGUACAAUACACUGAUAAAUGGGUACUUGGUGAAUGGCCAAUUCAAUGAAGCCAGGGCCAUUUUCUACCGUGAUGUGUGUUUGAGAGGCUGUGAGCCCGACGUUUUCACGUACACCAUUUUGAUUCGUGGUCUGUGCAAAGCGGGGCUUCUCGGUGUGGCGCAAGAAUUGCUUCAUGAGAUGGUGGUGAAAGGGUGCUCCCCCAACAUUUUUACUUAUGUUACAGUGGUCGAUGGUUUAUGCAAGAAAGGUAGAUUAGAUGAGGCUCUUGAACUUUUGCAAAGGAUGCUGUCAAGAGGCAUUGAAUUGAACGUUGUCUGCUACAAUUGUCUUAUACAUGCUUUCUGCAAAAAUAGGGGGGUGGGUGAGGCUGUAGGAGUAUUCAAUAAGAUGAAGACUGAAGGUUGCAAUCCUGAUGUUUUCACUUUUAACUCCUUAAUUCAUGGCUUCUGUGAGAUCGGUAAAAUAGAGGAGGCAUGCAAGAUCUUCCAUGAAUUGGUUGACUACGGUGCAAUUCCCAAUCAGGUUACUUAUAACACUUUAAUAAGUUCCUUGCUGAGGAGGGGUUCGUUUCAAGAAGCUCUUAAUCUUCUCAAUGAAAUGGAUUUCCGAGGUUGUCCACCAGAUGCAAUCACUUAUAAUGCUUUCAUAAAAGCACUUUGUAAAGGUGGUUUCGUGGGCAAGGCAUUAGGUUUGUACGAGGAAAUGCUAAAGAAGAACGCUGCUCCCAAUACCAUUUCGUAUAACAUCUUCAUAAAUGGUCUUUGCGAUGCAAGGGAUGUCCAAACUGCUCUUGAGCUUCUAAGAGAAAUGAUUCAUCGAGGAUGUGUGCCUCAUAUAGUCACUUACAAUUCCCUGAUAAAUGGUCUUUGUAGGAUAGGGGAGGUUCAUGAGGCUUUGAAGCUGUUGGACAAGUUACAGUUGGAAGGCAUUUUACCUGAUGAAAUCACUUACAAUACGCUCAUUUGCUGGUACUGCAAGAGUAAAAUGAUUGAAGAUGCUUUCUGGCUUCUAGGUAGAGUUAUUGAUAAGGGGAAAAAACAUUGA
Messenger RNA from Nymphaea colorata (pocket water lily), 3337 nucleotides. RefSeq names its product pentatricopeptide repeat-containing protein At5g64320, mitochondrial-like. The transcript has a single exon. Gene Ontology annotation, molecular function: protein binding. NCBI's taxonomy places the organism in Eukaryota, Viridiplantae, Streptophyta, Magnoliopsida, Nymphaeales, Nymphaeaceae. The coding region runs from base 1271 to 3337 and encodes 688 amino acids. The record is from RefSeq and is a predicted model, not a curated record.